UUCGAUUGAAUGUAUAUUUCUUUUCUACACGUGGGUUUGUUAUUUUGUGUGGGAAUUGUAAUUAAAAAUUUUAAUAUUUAUUUUAUAGUAAAUAUGGGCCGCAUGAGAAAACGAUUUAAUGCUAAAGCUAGAUCAGGAGGUAUUACAAAUCCCCAGCCUCAAAGAUCAGAGGAGGAAAUUAAAAUAGAAUUGGAUAUUCAGCAGGACAAAUUUGAUCGAAGUAAUCCUCUUGUGCUUUCAACUUCAAAGAAAAAAGUACCUAAUAUUGAAGAGAAAACUCAACCGACUCCUAAAAUCUUGUCAAAAAAACAAAAGAAAAAACUUCAGAAAGUUUUGGAAAAGAAAAAACGAAAGCUUAAUAGGAAUGAAUUACUUGAAAAGCUAAAAGAAGUUCAAGCAAAACCAGAAGAGUUGCAACAACUUACAUCAACCUCUUGUAUGCAAACAUAUGGAUUGAAAAGAGUAGUUUGUGAUUCUUCUGAAAAAGCAUCACUCAAAAGACCUAUGAAAAUAAAUACUAUCAAAGGAGCUAACAAAAAAGCAAAGUUGGAUGCCAAAUCCAUACCUUUUUCUUCAGAUUCAGAAAUUUCAGAUUCAGGGGAGAGUGAAAAAGACAUUUUAAAUCGUGAUGAAAAAGACAAUACAAAGACAGAUUUAGCAAAUAUAGAAAAAGAACAGAGACAUUCUGGGAAAGUUGUUGAAGGCAUUGAAUUAGAAAAAAUUGAUUCAAUAGAGACUCAAAAUUCAAAAGACGAUCAGUUGCAACUUGUGAGCACAGUUAAAGAGCCUGAAGAAAAGAUGCUUAAUUUGAAAAGAACUCAAGAAGUUAAAAUCGUGCCUACUGUUUUUAUACCUGUUAACCGAAAACCUGAAAUUCAGGCUGACAGAGAAGCUCUCCCAGUUUACUGUGAAGAGCAGUCUAUUAUUGAAGCUAUCAAUGAAAAUCCUGUAGUUAUAAUUCAUGGUGAGACUGGCAGUGGUAAAACUACUCAAGUUCCUCAGUUUUUGUAUGAAGCUGGCUUCACUCAAAAUAAUAAAAUGAUUGGGAUUACUGAACCUCGUAGAAUAGCAGCCAUGACUAUGGCUGCUAGAGUUGGUGAAGAAUUGAAUAUGCCAGAAAAGGUAUCUUAUCACAUAAGGUAUGAGAAAACUGUGAGUAAAGAUACUGAGAUAAAGUUUAUGACAGACGGUGUGUUAUUAAAAGAACUGAGACAUGAUUUCUUUUUGACAAAGUAUUCUGCCAUUAUUAUUGAUGAAGCACAUGAAAGAUCUGUUUUUUCUGAUGUACUCAUUGGCCUUCUAUCAAGAAUUGUGAGAAUAAGAGAAAAGAGAAAAGAUCCCUUGAAGCUUAUUAUUAUGUCUGCCACUAUUCGUGUAGAAGAUUUCACUGAUAAUCCAAGACUAUUUAAAGAUCCACCUUUUUUGAUUCAGAUCACCUCACGACAGUAUCGCGUGCAAGUUCAUUUUGAUCUCCAUACUCCUGAAGAUUAUGUUGAAGCUGCUUACAAUAAGGUGUGCAAGAUUCAUAAUCGCCUUCCUGCUGGAGCAAUAUUGGUAUUUCUGACUGGAGAAAAAGAAGUACAAAGACUUUGUAAACUGCUCAGAGAAGCUUUUCCUUUUAAGAAUAGAACAGCAAAGUGCACAAAGGAAAAUGAGAUGUCAUCCAAUUUAACCGUUCCUGCGAAAAUCAGUCGCAAAAAGAAAAAAUCGGCAAUGGAACAAAGUGAUUCGUUUUGUUCCCUUCCUCCUGAUAUUAAUUUGGAUGACUAUUCUGUUGAACCUCUGAAUACUGAAGAACUUCAACAUCAGCAAUCAGACAAUGAGGAAGAGGACUAUCCUAAUGAACAUAUCAUUAAAAAAAACUUUGAAAAUGCUUCUCCUCUGUAUGUGUUACCAUUGUAUUCCAUUUUGCCAUAUAAAGAGCAAGAGAAGGUAUUCAAACCACCCCCUGAAGGCUCACGUUUGUGUGUUGUUGCUACAAAUGUUGCUGAAACAUCUAUAACUAUUCCUGGCCUCAAAUAUGUUGUUGAUUCUGGCAAGGUCAAGUCAAAAGUGUAUAACAACACUGGUGGUGGAAUUUCAAAAUUUGAAAUUGUCUGGUGUUCCAAGGCAUCAGCCAAUCAGAGAGCUGGACGUUGUGGGCGUACAGAAGGAGGACACUGCUAUAGGUUAUAUUCUUCAGCUGUGUUUGAAAAUGAAUUUCCAGACUUUUUGUUACCUGAAAUUCAAAGGAUUCCAGUGGAUGAUGUUCUACUUCAGAUGAAAGCUUUGGGAAUUGAUAGAGUUGUGGAAUUUCCUUUUCCUUCUCCUCCUGAUAAAGAAUCCUUAAAGGCAGCUGAAAAACGGUUGGUAAUCUUGGGAGCUUUGCAAAAUUUAGCAAAAGAAAAUCUAUAUAAAGAUCUCGAAAAAUGGGAAUAUUCAGCCAAAGUGACUCCCCUUGGCAAAGCUAUGUCACGUUUCCCUCUCAGUCCACGAUAUGCAAAAAUGUUGCUACUAGCAUAUAAAAAUAAAUGUGUGCAAUACAUUGCUGCCAUCGUGUGUGCCCUGACUGUUCCAGAUUUAUUUCUAACUUCUUCAACUACAAUGGAGACAAAUGAUGGAGAAGAAGUUGUGAAAGUGACCAAGGAAGGCAUUAAAAGAAUUGGCACAGGAAAUUCAGCACAAUUAGGGGAUGUGAUGGUUCUUCUACGAGCUGUAGCGCUAUAUGAAAAUUCUAAGAAUGGUGUGAAGUUUUGCAUACGUAAUGGAAUUCGACAUAAAGCCAUGGUUGAAAUACACAAAAUGUCUAUGCAGCUUCUUAAAGAAAUGAACCGAGCCUUCCCAGAUGCAGCAAUAGUUGAAGAUAUGAGACUAAGUCCUCCAGAUGAUGAAACAGUGGACACCAUCAGAAAAAUUGUUACUUGCUGUUUUAUUGAUCAAAUAGCAAGAAAAAUUCCUCAUGAUGAAGCAAAAGGUGAAAAGACAUUAAAAAAUGCAUACAGGUGUCUGGAAUGUGAUGAAUUAGUGUUUAUACAUCCUUCCUCAACACAAUUUGAAAGGCUUCCUGAUUAUGUCACCUACAAUGAACUAUCACACACUUCAAAAUUUUAUAUGAAAGGUGUAGUUGAAAUCGAUGUGGAAUGGCUCCCUGCUUUUGCUCCUGAUUUGUGUCAUCUGAAUGCUCCCCGUGAGGACCUCCCUCCAAAAUAUGAUAGUACCAAAGAUAAAAUAUUCUGCUAUAUGGACGGAACUUUCGGUCCCUUGGAUUGGGAGUUGCCUCUGGUGCAUAUGGAAAUGCCCAAAGGAAUUCACAGAUUUACUUGGUUUGCAUAUUUCUUCCUGGAUGGGCAGAUUUGUCCUGCCAUCCAAAGUUAUAGAAAGGAUCUUUUUGCUCUCCCUUCCAUCAUACUGAAAUCUUGGGCAAGACUGCAGCCGAGAACUCGCUACUUUUUGCAGGCUAUCAUUGAACGAGAUGUGGACUCAAAGGAAUCUUUAAAGAAGGCAUGGCAGAAGGAUACAAAAUUUUUGUUGAGAGAAUUCUGGGAGUGGCUGCCUUCUAGUAAAUACUUUGAAGUUGAAUUGAACUGGCCUCCUGAAAUGUUAUAAAGGACAAUGUUAUAAGGAGCAUUUUGAAAAUCGAAUUUGUGUAUAUAGAAUGUUU
Messenger RNA from Argiope bruennichi, 3640 nucleotides. It is a transcript of the gene kz, whose product is annotated as probable ATP-dependent RNA helicase DHX37. Gene Ontology annotation, molecular function: RNA binding; ATP binding. Gene Ontology annotation, cellular component: intracellular anatomical structure; nucleolus. Gene Ontology annotation, biological process: maturation of SSU-rRNA from tricistronic rRNA transcript (SSU-rRNA, 5.8S rRNA, LSU-rRNA). The transcript has 26 exons. NCBI's taxonomy places the organism in Eukaryota, Metazoa, Arthropoda, Arachnida, Araneae, Araneidae. The coding region runs from base 10 to 3585 and encodes 1191 amino acids. The record is from RefSeq and is a predicted model, not a curated record.